AUGCUUUUCCCAAGAAUCUUCAAACUUUUUGCUUAUGUAAUGGGGGAGGUACCAGCUGAUGUCUUUGAAGACAUUCAGAAGGACGUUCGAGAUAUGGAGGGGUGCUUUGGGUUUGAUCUGAGAUGGGUUCAUGCCAGGCUGGGUGCAGUGGCCAAGGCAAGAUUUGAUACCCAUCAUUUCGAGGAGUACGCCCAGACUUCAGCAGUGCUGGAGAAAGCUACAAGUGCAUUGGCUCAACUUGAAGGAGAGUUGUCUCGGUGUAGUGAAACUGCUUCUGCCCAUUUGGUGAACAACUCUAUUGCUACUAAAAUGAAACAUUUUCCCCUCGAGGGAGUGGUUAUUUUCCCGAUGAAAUCGAGGGCACAAGUUUGA
Messenger RNA from Lactuca virosa, 372 nucleotides. The record is from the annotation of a GenBank genome assembly. Lineage: Eukaryota; Viridiplantae; Streptophyta; Magnoliopsida; Asterales; Asteraceae.